AAGAUUUGUCAACCGAACUCAGAUACCGCACAUGUAUUGAAAUGGUGUCUAGAAAAGACUUUUACACGUCUCUUCCAAUUGCCAAGAACAUUAUUUGGGUUUCACCUAAUUACAUUACCUCAACAUUUGAAUGUGCUUCAAAACAUGGUUGGUCAUCUAUGUGGACAUUGCUAGCACUUGCUCAAGUUAUAUGUAUACCCAUCAAAUCUGUUUACCCACCAUUAAAUGGAGAGAAUGACCUUUCGUUCAAGACACUAAACUUAACAGCAAUCCCUCGCAAUUGCCUAGAUGAAAGUGUAUAUGUAACAGUUAUGUGGACACGCGCCUCUUGCCACAAUCCAAAACAGAUAUGGACACCUAACCAUUUCGUUCCACUUAUUGUUCACAAGGCUCCUAACAUCAAUGUCAGUACUAAUAUUUCAACAGUCCACUCUCCAAAGAGCCAUGACCAAACCAAUGAGUUAAUGUCCGAUACAGAACAAUGUAACAACACUGACGAAACAAAAGAAGUAGCAUCUACCUCCACCAGUGAUGUUAACUCUCUAAAUAGUAGCUUUUCUAGUGAACAUGACACCGAGAGUACUAUGGCCCCAUCUACUUAUCAGUUACCAAAUAAUCAGAACUUAAAUGCAACACAACUGCUGUCUAUUAUGUUAGAUCAACAACUUGUAGUAGUCGACUCCAUACCAACUGGUUUCAAAGACAAUGUUUACUGUGUUCUGGACAAUACAAGUAAUAUGUCUCGACGACAGAGUUCCAAAUACAGCAAUUUCACAGAUGACUGCGGUGCCUGGGACACACACAGCGGCCGUACUAACAAAACCGAUUUUAUCAUUCAGUCUGGCAAUAUUUUAAAGGGGACAACCAAGAAAGACGGUGUUUUCUGUUACGAAAAAAAGAAUAAAGGGAAAAAAACUUUAAUACCUUAUAAUCCACAACCAGAUAAUGUUGUCACACUUAACAGAUACUACACAUCAUUGAAACGUGAUAAGUCAUACAAGAAACGUGUAAGUUGGUUUACUAAUCUACCAGACACCCUCUCAGAUCUUAGUAACACAGCAGUUGCAGAAUACUCGGGUGUGGCUCCACGACAAGGUGUACCACAUGGCAAUGCCCAACAUUCAUCACAAGAGUAUGUCAGAACUGAUCCAAAUGUAAUAGACAAGGUUAAGGAGGGUCUUUCUCACAAACAGUCUUGUUCCGAGAUCUAUAAAAAUAUGGUUUUAGAUAAUCCCGAGUCAGCUCCACGUGAUCAUCAUCAAAUCCGCAAUCUUGCUUACAACCAGAAAAAACAUCAUAAAUCUGCACCUCUUGGCAAUAUAGCAGACGAGAUUGUUCAUAUCUUUUCUCUUGUAAACAACUCAGACUUUGUAAAAGAAGUAGUAUACACAGAAGGUAACAACAAGCCACCAUCAAUAAUCUGCUAUACAAAAGACAUGAUGAAGGACAUGACACAGUUUUUAAAGUCUGUUAAUGACCGUAUACUUGGCGUUGACAGGACUUUUAACCUUGGUGCUGUCUUUGUUACAAACUUUGUUUACAAGAACACAAAAGUUAUUAGAAAAGAAACUGGGGAGCAUCCAAUAUUCAUUGGUCCAUUAUUUCUGCACUGGGAAGGCUCUUAUUUAAAUUACCAUACCUUCUUUUCGCAUGUAAAAGCACGCAUUCAAGAGUCAAUUAAAAUCAUUGAUCUAAGAAUUGGAAGUGACGAUGAAAGUGGUCUCACCAAAGCUUUAGAUGACGUCUUCCCAUAUCCUGGAACAACUCGAAUGCUCUGUACUAAACACAUGAAAGACAAUGUCUCUGAUCAUUUAAAGAAUAAAGUUGGUUGCAAUGACAAAGAUCGCUUAGAAAUUAUUGACAAUAUUUUUGGGUCUACUGGACUUGUUACAACAGAUGAUUCAGUAGAAUUUGACCUCAAAUCAAAUGAAAUCGCUGAAAAAUAUCCACAGUUUGCCACUUAUUUUAAAGCUCAUCUGAAAGAUAGACUCUUUGAUCAUGUCAGUGUCCCAAUGAAACAGCUUAAUAACCAGGACCGCUUAUGGACAAAUAAUAAUUGUGAGUCCAUCAAUCAUGUUUUCAAAAAGUCAAUAAAUUGGAAGCCACAAAGUCUACAAGACCUAGUCACUAACCUUCAUGACAUCACAAGAGUCCAUUUUGCUGAUCUGAAAAGAGCGUUAUAUGGGACCGGUAACUAUGAACUUUUCGGUAAUUACACAAGUCAUAAAGUAUCACUGCAGUGUUGGUUGUCUAAAACACCAGAACAGAAAGAUCGACUUUUUCUAAAACUUGUGAAUGACUGCAAAACAGCCAACAGUGCCCGAGUCGUUCGAGCAGUGAACACUAAUUUUGAAAUCCCACUACCGCAAAGACUAGCAAAAAAACCAAAUCAGAACAAAAGACCAAGGCUGUGUCGUACAAAACCAAGAUAUUAAAUCUUUGAUGUGUAUAUAGACAAAUCAUAACUUAUAUUUGCUUGUGACUCUUUGUUAUAUUUAUUUAUUAUUUAUUUAUUGAUAAUGUCAUCCUUACUUAC
Messenger RNA from Mytilus trossulus (common blue mussel), 2536 nucleotides. RefSeq lists its product as uncharacterized. The transcript has a single exon. The coding region runs from base 42 to 2435 and encodes 797 amino acids. NCBI's taxonomy places the organism in Eukaryota, Metazoa, Mollusca, Bivalvia, Mytilida, Mytilidae. The record is from RefSeq and is a predicted model, not a curated record.